This is a messenger RNA of Daucus carota subsp. sativus, 1414 nucleotides long. Its product is annotated as leucoanthocyanidin dioxygenase. The transcript has 2 exons. NCBI's taxonomy places the organism in Eukaryota, Viridiplantae, Streptophyta, Magnoliopsida, Apiales, Apiaceae. Bases 28 to 1236 code for a protein of 402 amino acids. The record is from RefSeq and is a predicted model, not a curated record.
UAAACACAGAGCACAUACUAAAUCACGAUGGUCGCGACUACCUUAGAAUCUCCAAGAGUAGAGACCCUGGCUGGGAGUGGCAUUCAGCUAAUCCCGAAAGAAUACGUGAGGCCGAAAGAUGAACUUGUCAGCAUCACCAACAUUUUCGAGGAGGAAAAGAGUGAUGAAGGCCCUCAGGUGCCCACAGUCGACAUAGCUGAUAUUCUGUCUGAUGACAGAGCUGUCAGGGAGAAAUGCUAUGAAAGAAUUAAGGAUGCUGCCGUGGACUGGGGAGUCAUGCACCUUGUUAACCACGGGAUCUCAAAUGAGCUCAUGGAUCGUGUUAGAGUGGCUGGACAGGCGUUUUUUGCUGAACCAAUUGGCGAGAAGGAGAAGUAUGCAAAUGAUCCGGGCACUGGAAUGAUUCAAGGGUAUGGAAGCAAGCUAGCCAACAAUGCCAGCGGCCAGCUUGAGUGGGAAGACUAUUUCUUCCACCUUGUUUACCCCGAAGAGAAAGCUGAUUUGUCUAUUUGGCCUAAGAAACCACAGGACUACAUUCCGGCAACAAGGGAGUACGCGAAGGAGUUAAGAGGCCUCGCGACAAAGUUACUAUCUGCAUUAUCUAUAGGACUGGGACUUGAAGAAGGAAGGCUAGAAAAAGAAGUUGGCGGAAUGGAAGAGCUAAUACUCCAGAUGAAGAUCAAUUACUACCCGAAGUGUCCUCAACCUGAACUGGCUCUCGGUGUUGAAGCUCACACUGAUGUGAGUGCACUCAGUUUCAUACUCCAUAAUAUGGUUCCUGGGCUACAACUCUUCUAUGGAGGCAAGUGGGUGACCGCUAAAUGUGUUCCAGACUCUAUUAUAGUACACAUUGGGGACACACUUGAAAUUUUAAGCAAUGGCAAGUAUAAAAGCAUUCUUCACAGGGGACUUGUGAACAAGGAGAAAGUUAGAAUUUCGUGGGCUGUUUUCUGUGAGCCUCCUAAAGAGAAGAUUAUUCUAAAGCCACUGCCAGAGACAGUAACUGAGGCUGAGCCACCGCUCUUUCCACCCCGUACCUUUGCUCAGCAUAUGGCACACAAGCUGUUCAGGAAGAGCCAGGAAGCUAUUGAUGACUCGAAAAAGGUUCAGCCACAGGAACAAAAUAAUGCUGAAACUGAUAUUCCUCAGCCAGAAGAACAACAAAAAACCGUAGAAAGUAAACCUCAGAAAAUUGAAAUAUUAAAGCCUGGAGAAGAGGCAUCUACUUCUCCAUAAUUUGAAAUUUCUCAGCUGCUGGAACAGAAUAACUAUCCUCUAAAAGUAGAUAUCCGAAUCCUUCUAUCAAGAGUUGAUUUGUCACAGGCUUCAGACAUUACUAUCUCAGUUGCCACAUGUUUGAAAUAUGUUAAAUAACCUUGUUGCAAUAUAUUCAAGUAUUGGUUUCUAUAAUAAA